UCUUCCUAACAAUUCCCAAACAAUAUAUAUGUGCUUGUGAUUACCAAACUUCGUUGAUAACAUUCGUCUUAUCUAAAUUUAUACUAUUUGCUUCUCCAAACUUCCACAUAUCUGGCAAAUAGGAUCCACAUCCGUGACCCAUCAUAUGCACAAACAAAAUUUGCCACGUCAUUAAAGAAAAUAAAUCAUCACCAAUCAGAGACCGUUGGAAAAAUAUACUUAAUCCAAAUCCAAUGAACCUGCACAAGAUGUUAAAAUAUAGUAAACCAUAUAAACCAGCAAACACCAACAGCCUCAAAAUUCCAAAUCCUUGGAGGACAAGUAAUACUUAAAAAAUUCAACACCAUUAUUAAUGUUCAAAAGAUGAUUAAUUUAUUUUCUCCACUUAUUAUAUAUUCAGAGAGAAUCCUCCGAAGUCCAAACCAAGCCAACACACCCAAAAAAAUGCCACCCCCAAACCCAGAGUACCUACAGCAAGAAGAAUCACUAACCCCAGAAUCAAGAGAGUUAAUCACCACCCUCCCCCGCCAAAACGGGUGGUUCGAUUCAACCCACUUAUACCUCUACCAAGGCUUCUGGUUCCAACCCGACCACCUCCAAGCCGUGAUCUCCUGCCAGAGCCACUUCCAACCUCUCCACUCCGACGUCUUCCUCGCCACAUAUCCCAAAUGCGGCACCACUUGGCUGAAAGCAAUCAUCUUCACCAUCCUCAACCGCAAACACUUCCCUCCCUCCUCCCCAAACCACCCCCUCCUCACUGCCAACCCCCACCAGCUCGUCCUCAGCCUCGAGAUCGACCUCUACGCCCACAACCGCCUCCCAACCGCCUCCACAACCUCCUCCCCUUCUCGAAGAUUCUUCUCCACACACAUGCCCCACGCCUCCCUCCCGCAGCCCCUAUCCCAACGCAAUAAGGUCGUGUACGCGUGCAGGAGCCCGAAGGACACCUUCGUCUCCCUGUGGCACUUCAUGAACAAGCUGAGGCCUCAGGGAGCGCCGGAGAGGGAUAUGGAAACGGCGUUCCGGAUGUUCUGCGACGGAGCGGUCGGGUAUGGGCCGUUUUGGGAUCAUGUUCUGGGGUACUGGAGGCGGAGCUUGGAGGAGCCCGAGAGGGUGCUGUUUGUGAGGUAUGAGGAUGUGAAGGAGGAGGGGGCGGUGCAGGUGCGGCGGAUGGCGGAGUUUCUGGAGUGCGGUUUCUCGGCGGAGGAGGAGGAGGAAGGGGUGGUUGAUCGGAUUUUGGAGUUGAGUAGCUUUGAGAGUAUGAGGGGGAGUGAGGUGAAUAGGGUUGGGAGAUUGGGGAAUGGGAUUGAGAAUAAGCAUUUCUUUAGGGAAGGGGUGGUUGGUGACUGGAAGAAUUGUUUGUCUGCUCAGAUGGCUCAGGAACUUGAUGGCAUUGUGGAAGAAAAGUUUGGUGGAGCAGGGUUAGUCAUCUAGAGCCCAAACAGAGGAUCUGUUCUGUAUUCUAAAACUUUCAAAUUUUGUUUCCAUUUUCAAAUAAGAAAUUACAUUUAUUUCUAUUCAAA
This is a messenger RNA of Salvia splendens (bonfire salvia), 1523 nucleotides long. RefSeq names its product cytosolic sulfotransferase 12. Gene Ontology annotation, molecular function: sulfotransferase activity. The record is from RefSeq and is a predicted model, not a curated record. The transcript has a single exon. Bases 364 to 1434 code for a protein of 356 amino acids. NCBI's taxonomy places the organism in Eukaryota, Viridiplantae, Streptophyta, Magnoliopsida, Lamiales, Lamiaceae.